UAACAAAAUCUGCAAAUAAACUCUAAAAACAUAAAAAUUCAACGUUUGACUGUUCAUCUCAACUAAAUUGUGAAAAAAAAUGUAUACUGCAGUUAAGCCUCUUUCGAAAUACUUGCAACUGAAGUCGGUUCGCAUUUACGAUGGAGUAUUCACGUUGCACGCAAAAGUUACAUGCGCUCUAUUGUUAGCGUUUACGGUUCUGCUAUCCGCGAAGCAAUACUUUGGUGAUCCUUUGAUCUGCAUAUCCAACAUGCAUUCAAUGGAUUUUGUUAACUCCCACUGCUGGACUAUGGGAAUGUACAUAAUGAACUACGACGACGACGCCUUGGCAGCUGACCGGGAAGAAAAAGUUGAGCUUCAGUACAGGCGCAGCUUUGAAACUGAAGAAUUUAAGCCAACAAUCGAUAGCAAUCUACUAUUCAAUACGGCACCGCUGCUGCAGUCUGCUAAGGGACAGGAGCGCGUCUUUCUGCGCUACUACCAGUGGGUGGUGCCGGUGCUAUUGCUGCAGUCGUUUAUCUUCUACCUGCCUGCGUUUCUCUGGAAGAUAUGGGAAGGCGGGCGACUAAAAAACCUCUGUGCCAAUCUGGACGAUGUGUUAGUAUCGCGCGAAAAGACCACCACGCAACUGCGCAAGGUGGCCAAAUACUUUGCCAACGACUACAAGGAUUCGCAUCUGCGCUACUUUGUCUCCUACAUGUUCUGUGAAGUGUGCAAUUUUGUCAUUAGCAUUGUCAAUAUGCUGCUGCUGAAUGUGUUUUUGGAUGGCUUCUGGGCGCGCUAUGUAAAGGCACUGGCCGCAGUGCCUCAGUACAACUGGGAUGAGUGGAAUCGCAUUACCGCCCACAUAUUUCCAAAGAUUGCCAAAUGCGAGAUUUUAAAGUUUGGCGCCAGCGGCACCUUGGAAUCAGUUGAUAAUCUGUGCCUACUGCCACUCAACAAUUUGAAUGAGAAAAUCUUUGUCUUUCUGUGGGUCUGGUUCAUGGUAAUGGCUUUAUUGGCCGGCCUAAAGCUUAUUUAUCGUAUGUUCAUCCUUUUCCAUCGUGGACUGCGCUUUCAGCUGCUGCGCACGCAGUCUCGUUUCAUGCAACAAUCUUCGUUGAAGUGUGCCUUGCGCGGCUUUAGCUGCGCCGAUUGGUUUAUGUUGAUGCGCGUGAGCAACAAUAUAAGCCGUGAACUUUUUUGCCAGUUGAUGGAACUGCUGGAGGAGGAGAAAUGUCCCACCAGCAAGCCAAUUUCACGUGGCGUGGACAGCCCCUAAGCUAGGACCUUAUCAUAAACCAUACAUUUACAAAUGAUUCCAAUCAUUAUCUGCUAUAUUACUCUUGUCACGAAAGACGACUAUUAUACAAUAACAUUUUGAGAAUUUCAUUUAAUAUUUAUGUUCUCGAUAUGAACGAAUUAUCGAAUCUUUACUUUACUUUAAUCUUGAACUA
Messenger RNA from Drosophila novamexicana, 1436 nucleotides. RefSeq names its product innexin inx5 (gene zpg). The transcript has 2 exons. NCBI's taxonomy places the organism in Eukaryota, Metazoa, Arthropoda, Insecta, Diptera, Drosophilidae. Gene Ontology annotation, molecular function: gap junction channel activity. The record is from RefSeq and is a predicted model, not a curated record. Gene Ontology annotation, biological process: phototransduction. Bases 80 to 1261 code for a protein of 393 amino acids. Gene Ontology annotation, cellular component: plasma membrane; gap junction.